CAACAACAACAACAACAAUGAAGGUGGCGAUGGUGGUGGUGAUGGUGGUGGCGAUGGUGGUGGAGGCAGAAGUAGUAGUGGAUGGCAGCGGUUAUAGUGGAGUAGUAGUGGCUAUCAGUCCUAACCUGCCUGCUACUACCACUGAACAGCAGGAGAAAGUUAUAGCAGAUGUUAAGGAGCUAGUGACGGCCGCCUCUGAGGGAAUCUUUAGAGCUAACUUUAAUUUGCUCUACCUGGCUGAGGUGACGGUGGUGGUGCCCGCUGGAUGGAAAGUCACACACGAGGAAACACUGCCCGGGGAGUCGUGGGAGGUAGCGGACAUCGUGAUAGUGGAAGGGGGAGCGGCGACCCCUUCCGCCCCCUUGGUGAGAGCAGGGGGGGUGUGUGGAGUGAGAGGAGGGAGAGUGGAGGUGCCUUAUGACUAUUUUGACCCCAAUGUCCAGGCCUUAUAUGGAGACCCAGGUAAGGUAAUGGCCCAGGCGUGGCUCCAAUACAGGUACGGGGUGUAUGAAGAGCAUGGCUACCCGGGUGACACAGCCUUCCCACUGUCCUACCGCCACUUGCCCACCAACGCCACCAGACCCUCGCUGUGCACUGACUGGGACUCUCUGAAAGGCGGAUGGCUCGAUGCGUGAGUGUGUGGUACUGCUGGUGCUACUGCUGCUUGUGGUUUAAUGAGGCUAACACUGGGGAUACUACUGCUACUUCUACUGUUGUUGCUGUUGUUACUAAGA
Molecule: messenger RNA, 734 nt
Organism: Portunus trituberculatus (swimming crab)
Lineage: Eukaryota; Metazoa; Arthropoda; Malacostraca; Decapoda; Portunidae
Product: calcium-activated chloride channel regulator family member 3-like
Exons: 4
Coding region: 18-635 (205 amino acids)
Source: RefSeq, a predicted model, not a curated record